GCCCUUCCUGAAGGGGAUCCAGAGAGGAUUAUCCGGCGGAUGAUGCGUCAGGAGAAAGCGGAGGAGAGGCUGUGUGUUCAUCAUCCGCGCUCGUGUCACAGCCAGCCUGAGAGCAGAUCCGGACAGCCCGCCGCUCGCACUCCUGUCACGGCUAAAGCGAUGAAACCCGGCCUUCGGCUUCAGGUCUAGGAGAGGACAGAAAGUCAAUAGGCUGGACUAUGAGUCUAAAAGAUGGCUUUGGUGGAACUGGCUGGCCGUGGAGAGCCGGGAACUUCCUGCUUCUGUCCGUGUCUCUUGUGGUCGUCCAGGUUUGGGCAGACUUCUCCAAGGACACUCACUACUCCUGGAAAACUGGUCAGUGGGGUAGGUGUAUGGGGGAGGAGUGUGGUUCUGGCGGUGUUCAGACCCGGAUGGUGUGGUGCGUUCACUCUGAAGGCUGGAACACGCACCACUCUAACUGCAGACACGCUGACCGGCCCGACAGCCAGCGGCCCUGCUUUAAAGUCUGUGAGUGGCACCAGGACCUGUUCGAGUGGGACGUUUCGGAGUGGGGACCGUGCUCUCUGGCCCCUCUACCCUCCAACGAGCUGCUGAGGUGUAUAACUGCCCAGCACGGCGUCCAAAGACGUACGAUCCGGUGCGUCCGAACGGCCAAUGGGACGUCCGUAACCGAGCGAAUCUGCGAGUUCUUCUCUCCGCGACCGGCUCUGGAACAGGCCUGUUUGAUCCCGUGCCCUCUGGACUGCGUGGUGUCUGAUUUCUCCUCGUGGUCAGGCUGUAGCAGGACUUGUGGAACUGGAUUACAGCACCGCACGCGGCAAGUGCUGGCCGCUCCUAUGUACGGAGGGUCUGGAUGCCCGAAUUUGACCCAAACACGCCCCUGCAGUCACCAGCUGCCCUGUCUGGACGAAGGUGAACAUCGCUACAGUCUGAGGGUCGGACCGUGGAGUGAGUGCAGACUUCCGCAACAUAAAGACCUGUGGCUGAGCGGCCGGACCACACUGGACUUCAGCGCGGGAGAUACGGAGAGAAACACGGUCAAGAGGCAUCUCGAGAACGGCCAGGAUCACCACCGACAUCAUCAUCACCAGCACCAUCAGCACCACCACUCAUCCAAGACACUGGACAUAGAGAUCGGCUAUCAGACGCGGCAGGUUCGCUGCAUGGCCAGCGAUGGAAAGAGCGUCAUGCUGAGCCUGUGCACGCAGGAUGAUGGACCCGGGACCUUCCAGUCCUGCGUCAUGCCCAGAGACUGCCAGACAUCUGAGUGGUCUUCAUGGAGUCCGUGCUCAAAGACCUGCAGAGCGACCGACUUGUCACCAGGUUACCGGGUCAGAAGCCGAACCAUAACGCAGCCUGUGAUUGGUCGAGGGAAAGAAUGUCCGGUCCUGGAAGAGAAGGAGGCUUGCAACAUCAUCGGGGAUUUGCUUCCUAGAUGUCCCAGGUACGUGUGGAGGAGCACGGCGUGGGGGGAGUGCAGCGUGGCUCCUCUUCUGGGGCAGCAGGAGCGCCGGCUGGGGGACAGUGAUGCCCUGUGUGGGGGGGGCAUCCAGACCAGAGAGACAUACUGCAUCCAGCUGACGGAGCACUCAGCCUUGGCCAAUCACAGGAGAGACGUGUCCAGGCCAGUCAGUAGUGAUCUCUGUGAUGGACCGGUUCCUCUGGCGGUUCAGUUCUGUUCUCUGCGCUGUCCUCAGCCCUGCCUGCUCUCACUCUGGUCCUCUUGGGGAUCCUGUCUCCACGACAACUGCAUGGAGUCUCAGGGGAGGAAAGGUUUCAGGCAGAGGAGAAGGCAGGUUCUGGGUGAAGGAUCCACGAACACAGAGAGCUGUCCUCACCUGCUGGAGGCCAUUCCCUGUGAGGAUCCUGUGUGUUUCGAGUGGCAGGUGCAGAGCGAGGGGGUUUGUGUACCCACAAAAGGGACCUGUGGAUCCGGAACCAGAACCCAAACAGUGGCCUGCGUGAACUCUCAAGGUGAGCCUGUGGAGGCGGAGAUUUGUGAAGAGGAUCCCCCCCCUUCAGAGGUACCCUGUGACAUGGCCUGCCCUGGGGACUGCGUGGUCAGCUCCUGGUCUGAUUGGUCCUCCUGCUCUCACUCCUGCACCAAUAAGAACGCAGAAGGCAGACAGAGCCGCAUGCGCACCAUCCUGGCCUUACCUGGUGAAGGAGGUAAAGCCUGUCCUCCUGCCCCAGCUCUGGAGCAGUGGAGAUCCUGUAAUGAUCAUCCCUGUAUCGUUUUCUACUGGGAGACCUCCUCCUGGGAGCCGUGCACUGAGGAUUUGGCCGCCGCUCUGAACAGCAGCGGCUACUGGAACGAAACGUCCACCUGCGCAGUCGGCGUUCAAAAUCGUAAAGUGACCUGCAUGAAGACGAACUCAGGACCAGUCGUUCCUAAAAGGUGUCCAGACUCCGCCCGGCCAGACUCAGCACGCCCAUGUCUAUUGCCCUGUAAGAGAGACUGUGUGGUGACACCGUUCAGUGAGUGGACAGCCUGUCCUUCCACCUGUCUGCCAGUUAACGCCUCCAUACCCACUCAGUCGCGCUACAGGACCAUCGUCCAGCAUGCGUCCGGUGGCGGUCAGGAGUGUCCAGACACGCUGUUUGAGGAGAGAGAGUGUGAAGCCCUGCCUGUGUGUCCCACCUACAGGUGGACCACACAUAAAUGGCAUUCGUGCACACUGGUGCCAGAUUCUGUCCGGCAGGGGAUGGCUGGAGCCGGAGAGUCCUGCGGACGAGGCCUGGAGACAAGAGGUCUGAGCUGUAUGGAUGAGAACGAGGAGCUGGUGUCAGUUUCGGAGUGUAUUCGCUGGGCGGGGCCGAUGCCCCCACGAGUGCGGAGCUGCUGGGUGUCCUGCAAAGACGACUGCACCUUUAGCCCAUGGAGCAAGUUCACCGAGUGCUCGGGAUGUGGCAGCAAACGCAGCCGUAAACGUACACUGACAGGUCGCAGUAGGAAGCGAUUGCACUGUCAGAGGGAAGAUGUUUAUCCAUUGGUGGAGACAGAGUCAUGUCCCUGUGAGGAGUUUGUCUCCGAGUCAUGGGGAAACUGGUCAGCGUGUGUCCUGCCCAUGGCCCCACGGGACUGGAGGGCUCACAGGGCUCAGAGAGGUCAGAGGUCACAGGGCUGUGGCCAAGGAGUCAGGUACCGAGCAGUGGCCUGCACUGACCAGAGGGGACGUCUCCUGGAUCCUUCACUCUGCAGCACCUCAGGGCUGCUGGAGGAGCCGUGCCACAUCCCCUGUCCCCUAGACUGUCGCCUCAGCUCCUGGUCGGCCUGGUCUCCCUGCAGCGCCUCAUGUGGCAGUGGCUUGAAGGUGCGAUCCAAGUGGCUGCGAGAGAAGCCCUUUAAUGGAGGCCGGCCAUGCCCCAAACUGGACCUUAAGAAUCAGGCUCAGGUGUAUGAGGCUGUACCAUGCCGCAGUAUGUGUAGUGUAUAUGAGUGGGUGACGGAGCCGUGGUCAUUCUGCUCUAUAAACUCUGUGGACCAGCUGCCGGCGUGUGGAGAGGGAGUGCAGAGCCGCAAGAUACGGUGUGUGUUGCGGGGCAGUGAUUACUCCAGCAGUGUGAAUGAGUCUCUGUGUGAUGCUGAAGAAAUGCCUCUGCAGGCUCAGACGUGUGUGUUACCGUGCCCCGGAGACUGUGUGAUGUCACCCUGGAGUCCCUGGAGCUCAUGCCCCAUGCCAUGUGAUCCAAACACAGUGAGGAUGAGGACCAGACACAUGCUCCGCCCCCCUGCUGUUGAUGCCGUGUGUCCAGAGAAUAACCAGACCGAGCCGUGUGUCGCUAACAGCAACUGCUUCACCUUCCAGUACAACGUCUCAGGCUGGAGUAGCUGCAUGCUGAGUGAGAGCGCGGUGUGCGGAGAGGGUCGGAGGACACGGCUGCUGGACUGCACACGCAGCGACGGCCGAGUUCUGGACCUGAGUGUGUGUGAAGAGCUCGGACUGCCUCAGCCGUGGAGUCUCAGUGCGUCCUGCCAGGUGGACUGCCCGGUCAGCUGUGUGCUCUCGGAGUGGUCACCAUGGACGGAAUGCUCGCACACCUGUGGAAAUCAAGGUGUGAUGUCACGGUCUCGGCGUGUCCUGCAGGAGGCUCACGACGAGGGCCGGCCGUGUCCCUCUCAGCUCUCCCAGACUAAACCCUGUCCCAUCAGGCCCUGCUACAGCUGGCUGCUCGGAGACUGGACGCCCUGCCACGUCGAGGGUGCUGAAUGUGGUGAAGGUGUGAGAGAGAGGAACAUGUCCUGUGUGAUUCACUGGGGUCACUGGCCCGAUUCACCCGGCCCAAGACCCAACCGCCCUGGCCCAGCUACUGCGGUGGAGGAGGAGAAGUGUGGCGAACGCCUAAGGAGAGAAAGUGAGCAGGAGCUGCAGCAGCCAUGCUUUGUCCCCUGUCCAGGUGACUGUCACUUGACCGAGUGGUCGUUGUGGAGCUCGUGCCAGCUGACCUGUCUGGAGGGCCGCAGUUUUGAGUCAGUGGGUCAGCAGGCGCGAUCGCGGGCCGUGGUCAUCCAGGCCCUGGAGAACCAGGACAGCUGCCCAAGCCAGGUGUUUGAAACACGACCCUGUAAAGGAGGAAAGUGCCACAGCUACGAAUGGAGAACCAGCACAUGGAACAACAAUGAGAGAACAGUGUGGUGUCAGCGCUCCGAUGGGGUCAACGUCACAGGCGGGUGCUUCUUGCCCAGCAGGCCGGCGGCCGUGCGUCACUGCCAUCCCCCCUGCACUAAACCAUUCUCUCACUGCAAACAGAGUGGUGUUUGUGGCUGUGAGAAGGGCUACACGGAGGUGAUGACCACACAUGGCUUCCUGGACUACUGCACCAAGACCCCUGGUGGGGACACCAGAAAGGCGGAUGUGAAGACCAGCUCGGGGAGGUUAAAGCCAGGCCCCUCCCACAUCCAGGACUUCUUCAGCGAGUGGUCCCUGCAGCCGCUCAGCCCAGACGGAAGGAUAAAGAUGUGGGUGUACGGGGCCACAGCUGGAGGCUUCAUUCUCAUCCUGUUCAUCAUCGCCGUGUCCUUUCUGUUCUGCAGACCGGUCAAACAGAGCAAAAACCCGUCUCCUCCUCAGAAGGCUCUGGCUCUGGCCUACGACGGAGACGUGGACAUGUGAUGGACGUUUUUUCAGCCAACGGGCCUCAAAAAACUCACACUGAACCGUAGGGAGCAUUUCAAACCAUCCUUCUCUCCCAGGAGACCUUCUGCGUUUGUGCCCAAAAAUAGCCCAGCGCUGGAGCGGCGGUGAAGCUGCGGCCCGGUGAAGCUUCCUCUGACGUCAAAAAAGGGAGCGCUAACCUUUAGGAGGAUGUUUUGACAGCUUGAGUUGUUGUUUACACGGCCAGCGGGGGAAAAAAGAGCUGAGGAUCAGCGUAAAGAUGUAAUAUCACGACAUUCAGAGAGGUUACAGCGACGGGGCCGGUGACAUUCCACGGACCAGGAGAGUCUCUGAAACUUCAUUUGAUUUUUUUAAAUAAAGGAAAACAAAAAAAAAAAAAGAAAUAUGAAUAAUGUAGGAAGGGCAUUCCAAGUUACUCUAUUUUCUGUCUGU
This is a messenger RNA of Colossoma macropomum (tambaqui), 5549 nucleotides long. RefSeq names its product thrombospondin, type I, domain containing 7Ba (gene thsd7ba). Bases 219 to 5114 code for a protein of 1631 amino acids. The record is from RefSeq and is a predicted model, not a curated record. Lineage: Eukaryota; Metazoa; Chordata; Actinopteri; Characiformes; Serrasalmidae. The transcript is spliced from 30 exons.